This is a messenger RNA of Umbelopsis ramanniana AG, 746 nucleotides long. RefSeq lists its product as uncharacterized. Lineage: Eukaryota; Fungi; Mucoromycota; Umbelopsidomycetes; Umbelopsidales; Umbelopsidaceae. The coding region runs from base 341 to 718 and encodes 125 amino acids. The record is from RefSeq and is a predicted model, not a curated record. The transcript has a single exon.
CAACGAAUAUGGAACUUCUGCCUCCUGACGGAGACGAGACUUGUACUGGCAUACGUUCCGACCCAUUUCAACCCGGCAGACAGCGUCUUACGGCCAACGAAUCCGUCGGGGUCACCAUCCGCCCACAGUGAUUCCAAGAUCUGUCCGGUAGCAGCAUUUCGAGCUUACAUAGCCCAACAUGCCAGCUAAUCUUGCCACGGAAACCAUCAAGGCUUACCACAUGUCCGCAUAAAUUACUUGAUACGCCAUAUCCGUGAUAACAACAAACCAAUCUACGCCCAAAGGAUUAGCAAACAUAUCAAGGCGGUAAUGUCUCACAUCCCCAAUACUUCCAGUCUCAAUGGUAAGACAUUGGGUUCUACUCGUGCUCUUGCUGCUGGCGCUUCAGUCGACGAAGUGGUUCGCCCAUGGUAACUUGGCUUCUCGAGAUACGUUCGAAACGUUUUAUCGGUUGUCCACCGAACAUCACAAAAAUUUCACAGCGUUGACGCUGUCUGAAUCUCUGGAGUCACAAGACAGGGAUCCACAAUCCGACAUAUAUAUCUCUAAGGCUUCUCCUAUGAAGCUGUCGUCACCAAAAAUAAAAAAUGUCAGAUCAACCGAACGCCGAUUCAAUACCGGCGAAGUCAAAUUGAAUAUCCUCUUUAAAUUAAAAUUUCUUUUGCAUUUUUACAUUAUAAGUCACGAAACAAUAAGUUUCAAUAGAGCAGUUGAUUAAUAGAAUAAAAAGCAGUUUUUAACCUCAC